UUCGUCAUUGGCAUUGAGCUUCGAGCAUCAUCACAACUUUCUUCGUCAGGCUCAAUUGUUGGAAGGUCGUAAUCAACAGCAUACUCGAAAUCCAUAUCGGCUCCAGGGAUACGACAAUGGCGUCCAAGACCGCAUCCAUGGCUCUGCGCCUCGGCACCCGUACUGCGCAGCGAACAGCCGCACGCGCUGUCGUGCUACCAACGAAAGAAGCAAGCAUGGGUCUGCGUAACUUCACCACUGCCUCCAGAAACAUUAGCAACCUGCAACUGAGGCCAGCGAUCAGCAUCGCUGGUCAGGUAUCGCAGAGGAGGUACAUCUCCGAGCGCCCAGAUGGCCGCGGUAGAAUCUACGAUUUCGAAGACGUCCUCUCCAUCCUCGAAAACCCGUCGGACUCCCGCCUCCUAAUCGACGUUCGCGAACCCCACGAAUUCGGCACAAACAGCAUCCCGACCGCGAUCAACCUCCCCAUCACUUCGCACCCAGACGCACUCCUCCUUUCCCCCGCAGAAUUCCAAGACCAAUUCGGCUUCGCGAAGCCUCCUACUGGCAAGGAAAUGGUCUUCUUCUGCAAAGCGGGCGUAAGAAGUAAAGCUGCAGCUAGUAUUGCGAGACAGGCAGGCUAUACGAACGUUGGCGAGUAUCAGGGCAGCUGGGAUGAUUGGAAGAAGAGGGGUGGACCGGGGACGAAGACGCCGCCGCAGGCUGGCGGUGUUGGAGAACGCACGGGGCCUGUGACUGAAACUAAGAUCUCGGGAGGGAAGACGAGUGGAGAGGAGGACAUUGGGACACAGGGAGUUCCACAGCCGCCUAAGGGCGGGCAGUUCGGGACGCAGUAGACGGAAAGCCUUUAAAAGCUUCCAGAUGCAAGGCGGUGAGAGUAGGCUGUGUAACGAAUACAACGUAGCAAGUUCACGUUGGUCGACGAAUUGAUAGUUAGAACAUCUCCGACUUUGGUGUUGACUUCGUGGAUACCACGCUUUCGAUAGCAGCCCUACACUACGAGCACCGGUCCACGAGGUCUAUGCUAAAUCACACUUUACUGAUAAUCUAGCACUUUAUCCCGAGUAAA
Macroventuria anomochaeta is the source of this 1069-nucleotide messenger RNA. Its product is annotated as Rhodanese-like protein. NCBI's taxonomy places the organism in Eukaryota, Fungi, Ascomycota, Dothideomycetes, Pleosporales, Didymellaceae. Gene Ontology annotation, molecular function: thiosulfate-cyanide sulfurtransferase activity. The record is from RefSeq and is a predicted model, not a curated record. Gene Ontology annotation, cellular component: mitochondrion. The transcript is spliced from 2 exons. The coding region runs from base 117 to 836 and encodes 239 amino acids.